AUGAGAGAAUUUUACAUUUUACUUCUGUUUGUUGUUGCGGGCUCUUUCUACAUUUUAUUCUUUGGAGAAAAUUUUUACAGUUCUUCGCAAGAACUAACUGUGAAGAAAGAAUUAUUGCCGAAAAGAAAUAUUUACUAUCUUAAAACUCAUAAAACAGGCAGCACAACGAUGCUUAACAUGAUUUUCCGACUUGCAAUCAAGGAAGAACUCAAAAUUGGCUUUCCAAAACUCAAGUUGAAAGGAAGAACAAACUAUAUUUGCAAACAUGUUCCAUUUAAACCCUCAUGCAUAGAUGAGGUGCAAUAUAAUGUUAUUGCGAAUCAUCAUGUUUGGUCCCCAGAAAUCGACCGAGUUCUUCCAAAUGCAACGAAAAUAACGAUUCUACGCGAGCCAAUUUCUCAAUUUGUUUCAGCUUUUGAAUAUUUCGGGAAGUCCGUAUUUGGUUUCGAUGGAAAGAGCCCAACUGCCGCGGCACUAGAAAAGUAUAUUGAAAGAACGUCACCAAGCCUCUCCGAGAUAAAUAAUCAAUCGACAAAAAAUAAGAAAGCGAGGAUUGCGGAAAAUACUCAAAACCCGAUGGCAUUCGAUCUAGGUCUUUCAUACAUGUACAAAACAAAGACCGAAGAUGAUCUCGGAGAGUGGCUUGUUGAUUACUACGAUUUGGUCAUGAUCACAGAAUACUUUGACGAGAGCCUUAUUCUUCUAAAAGAGCUCAUGAAACUAGAAUUCACGGAUAUUGUUUAUCUUAAGUCAAAUUCGAAUAAGAAGAAGAAAUUCUCAGAAGAUAAUCUGAGUAAAGAAACAAAGGCACGACUUUAUUACCGCGAAAGAGUUGAUGAUGCUUUAUAUAAACAUGCAAAUAGAACUUUAUGGAAGAAAAUUGAAAAAUUCGGGCACGAAAAGAUGAAGCAAGAGGUAAAACAACUACAAAUCCACUGCGAUAAUAUUGUUGAUGAUCAUUUCAUGCGUCUUGGCGAAUGGGAAGCGAUGGCUUAUAUGAGGAAAUUACAAGAAGAUUACUGA
Oikopleura dioica is the source of this 1023-nucleotide messenger RNA. The record is from the annotation of a GenBank genome assembly. Lineage: Eukaryota; Metazoa; Chordata; Appendicularia; Copelata; Oikopleuridae.